This is a messenger RNA of Zootermopsis nevadensis, 12699 nucleotides long. RefSeq lists its product as uncharacterized. Gene Ontology annotation, cellular component: chromatin silencing complex. Gene Ontology annotation, biological process: heterochromatin formation; negative regulation of DNA-templated transcription. The record is from RefSeq and is a predicted model, not a curated record. Gene Ontology annotation, molecular function: chromatin binding; transcription cis-regulatory region binding. NCBI's taxonomy places the organism in Eukaryota, Metazoa, Arthropoda, Insecta, Blattodea, Termopsidae.
GUGCACUGAAUCCUGCGGAACCUCGAGUUCUGGUAGCUGAAGCUUGGUCAUGGACUGGAAAGGGGUUGAGGCUCCGUUUCUUCAGGAGAGGAAACUGAAAGAAAAUCUACUAAACUCAGCGAAGAGGUGCAUUGGUGGAAAAUUGUGAUCAGUGUGCGGAUGAAGUCUCGUGUUGUAUCCAAGAUGGGCCCAACUUACCGAGCGACUGACAGCCCAGAUCGAAUAUGUGGAAAAGGUAAAAUGCGAAAUUAAUAGGCUGUGACGUCACAUAAUGGCCUCGUAUCAUCUUCAGUGCUUGCAGCAGAUGAACGCUGCUUCGUACCUGUGGGUAAAUGCCGUCUUCCGCUGAAUUAAUUAGUGACGUAUGCCUUUCUAUACUUCUGCAGUAUCAUAGCACCACAGAAAUAUGUCGUCCUUUCUGUGACGUUUGAUCUAACAGUGUUAUAAUAAGAAGACUAUAAAAUUCUCCAUCCUGAAAUGUUGAUACGGUCACAAAGAUAUUGGACUGUGGUUGUAGUGAGAAAUUAGUGCGUGUAUUUCCAUUAACCCGUCGUGCAUUGUCAUUAAAAAAUAUGGGCCCAUUAUUAGCUACUGUGUACUGAAUGAAGUCUGCUUACACUGUACAUAGGUGUCUUUUGAUUAUAAUUCAAAAAUUAAAGGCAGGAGCCAUAGUAUAUUCGAGCACAGUGUGUAUAGUAAAUACGCGAACUUUUCAAACCAGACCGUGAAAGAGUGGAUAUAAACACAUUACAAGAAUAACGGUAUGUCGUUGUGACUUGAAUAAUUACUUAGGUUAAAUAAGUCAUCCGUUUGUUUUUUUUGGGUGUAAAUUUGUGGAACUCAUUUCGUAUUGCGUAGGUUAGGUACAAAGGGUAACACCAAAUCGAUAAAUAUACUUGUCGAUGCUGUAUGUUUUCGUUGUAAUGAGUACGUUUUAUCAGUAGUGUUUAACCCAUAUAUUCAAGGGUGACCGAGGAUUAACACCAACCACCAGUGUAGGAGAAUCACGUAAUAACAUUCAACACUGAGCCAGCAUUUUUGAAGUAUUACAGGAAGUGUCAGGCUAGAAUGGAAUCGUUUCCCAUAUCAAGUCAUAAUGACUGGACUUCUAGGACGUUACGUAUGUUUCGUUAACUUUUUGAGACUUGUGUACGGGUGAAAGGUGUUGUAAUUAGGUUUUAUGAUCAGUGGUGUUUUGUUGAAAUGCGUGUACCGCCCCAGCGAUCUUCUCGCAGUAACACUGCAACAUCAGCCACUUCCGGUGGUAAAAGGUUAUCAACAUCCAUAUCAGUUUCCGGUAAUCCUGCAUUGUCCGUCAAGAAGCGGAAGUUGCAGUCUGAGACACCUUCAGGAAACAAAACUUCGUUUAAAACUACUUCUGUUGGUGAUGCUUCAACAUCUGACCAACAUUCCAAAAGAAAACAACCACUGCCACAAAUUAAAAAAACGUUGCAUCAUUUUAAGAAACGUGAUGCUGCAUUACUUACAAAAUCAUUGAAAUCCAAUAUCACUGCAAAGAAACCGCAUUCCAAUAAAAGUAGCAAUGUGCCGUUGGUGGGUUUGAAGAAAAUAAAGUUUAAAGAAGGUAGGCUCACUAUCAAGAAAAUAUUGGUGACUUCUUCAGAAUCUAAACCGCAAAAGAAGCUGGCGAAACCUGCUACUAAAACUGCACCUACAAAGAAACAAACAAAUAAUAGCAACAAGAAAGUGAUUUCUGCUGUCGAAUCUUUGUCGGUACCGCCCGUCGCUGAAGACCAAGCUCCUGGUGGUAGCAACUGUGGGAAGUACUCCAGCGAGACAGAAGAUAAGCUGUCUGCUUUACAGAAGAAGACUCAGUAUAGAAACCAGCCUUCAUCCAAACAAGUCACCAAGAAGGCCAAGACUGUUAUUGGGAAAAGUAAGAGCUCUGCCUUAAUUUCUGCCCCUGUUCCUUUUACGCGGACCAAGAAACUCGAGCAGAAACAAAAAGUAAAAACUGUUAAGAAAAUCUGUCUGAAAACGUAUCCGGUAACAAGACACGUUAUGGUUAUGCACGUUGAACAGGAAGCUACAGCAGGAGGAAAGAAGAAGGUCCCGACUAGGAGGAAACAGAUAACUGGCGAAGACACCGGAGGUAACGAUACAUCAAGUCAUGUGACUAGUAAGACAAGCGGUUCACCAACAUGUGACAGGCAACUAAGUGGUGGUGCCGGCGACAAUUUGGAGUCGAGUAAUCACGUAACGUCGCAGGCGCCAGAGAAGAUUGUCAGUAAAGGAAGCGCAAAGAAGGCCAAAGAUGAGGAAAGUGCAAUAAAGGAGACCGAUAAGAAGAAGGUAGCAAAAAAGAAACCAAAGACGGAAAGCGCAGGAAAAGGAAAUGGGACAGGGAUUGAAGAUAAAGUCGGUGUUAUUAUAUCUGUACCUACCAAAGACAAGAGUGAAGUGUCAGUUCCAAAGAAAGAAGGUAAGAUUGGAAAUAAAGAUGAUUCCACGUCUAAAGUUAAGUGCGUGAAGAAGAAGAAGAAGAAGCCAAAACCUACAGACGCGUUACUUUCAAAGGGAAAACCCACAAAAAAGUCACCAGUAUUAAAAAACCCUAAAGUUAUAUCUACGAAGGCAAAUAAAAUUAAAAUGCCGAAAAUUACGUCCAACACAAAAGUUGUUAAGAAACAACAACAGUCAAAGAAGAAGGAACCCAGACCCGCCGUGAAAAAUGUCGUAACGAAGAUCCAAUUUUCAGCGGACUGUCCCGUGGAUGCUAGACAAGAAGAGGAAGUGAAGCAGCAGGACGAUGAUGAUGAUUCGUCCACGUCGGACGAGAUUACCUUAGAUGUGCUGUUUCUACGCCAACAGCAGAUGAAGCAGGAGAAGGUUAUGAGCGAUGAACUUCCCUUUGGUCAGCGGUAUCAGUGUGAAGGAAUAAGCGGCCCGUCUUCCCUCAUUGACACCAGUAAGCAGGUAACUGCUCAAAAUGUUGAAAUCAAACCUUCACUGCCAAUGUUAGCCUCUGUUAAGGUUGAAGAACCCGUUCCCAACCUUCCUGUUGAUACUUUGUCACCUUCGACCAUUAACACUUCGGAUGAUGAAGAUUUGAAAAGUAUAAAGAAUCGCAUUAAGAUUAAGCUAGAAGAAGAUAAUACUGAGAUUGGUAGAGAGAAAUUGUCUGCUCAGUCUGAAAAGAACACAAAGAAAAAAAUGAUAACAGCAAAGUUAAGGAGUGACGACAGUUUUACAAAUCGAGGGAAAAGUGAGGAUGUGAAUAUAAAGAAAGAGGCAAAGGAUGAAACAGAAAAUAAGAAAAGUGAUUCCGACGUUAAAGUUACAAGUGAUAACCGCGGCAAGGAGAGGGUUAAGAAGCUGCUCAGCGUUAAGCGUUCGAGGGUCGAUGGCGGAAAGAAUGGAGGUAGUGGGAGUGAUACUGAGCAGCGGGCCCGGCGGAUGAAGCUGUUUGGUUUCUGGAGCGGCCCGAAACGCCAUCGCGUGGCGUCGUUAAAUGCACUGGCCAAGGUGCAUUGUCUCUAUGAGAACGAAAGUCGAGGUGCUUUGCUUGGUAUCUGCGGUACCAAUGGAGGAAGUAGCCGACGUACUUCGAAACCACCCCCAUCACCAGAAAACGACACCGUCAUCCCUACGAGAACUCUGCGUUCAGCGCCUGGACUGCGAGGGAUGGGUAAACACUGGGACAUGCACAACGCGUCUUCGACAUCUUCGUCUUCGCCAUCGUCUGAUGACAACGAAAGUAAUAGCAGUUCUUAUAUAGCACGCCAUGCCGCUCCGCCUGUAUCUUCAAAACAGAAACGUCGACAGCCGAAAAUGGCGACGUCUACUGCAGCCUGUAGCAUUAAGAAGAAAUCAAAACAGAUCAAGAACAUGAAAAACGUUGUUAAACGACGAAGGAAUAGGUGCGAGCUUAUGAUGGAUCUUAAAGACAUGGUCGUUAGGAAGAGGAUGGCAAGUCUAAACGCGUCAGCUAUCCUGGCUGCUAGCUAUUCGGUGGAAAAACGCGCCGUGAAGAGUGUUAAAGAAGAUUGUGGGACGGCCGUGGGCGCAGAUUCCAGCGUCAACAGCGUCCAUCAAGUAAAGAAGAAAACAAAGAAACGCUUGGUGACGAAGAAGAUUGUGGAAGUUGAGGAUGACAGCAGUAGUAUCAGUAGCGAAAUAGAGAUUGAAGAAUGCGAUGUGGGUGGCAGAGGCAGUACCAGAAGUGUCAUAGAGGUCAGAACUACGCCCAGCGGAGGUCCGAACAGUAACAAGAAAGUAGCUGUUAUUGUUAACCAGGACACUGACGUGACCAUUACUGGAGUUUACGUCAACAGCACCACAAGAUCCACCCACCACGAAGGGUAUCGCAUCUCGUCCACCAGUCAUACCCAGACGGAGGCCACCGCCGUGGCCACGGAAACGGUGCUUCACUCUUCAGCCGCUACAGAACACCCUCCGUCUCAGCACCACCCUGCAGAACCACCGUUAGCGCCACCGAUGAAAUCGUACACGCCACUUGGAGCGCUGUCCAACAUGCAGCCUCCUGGUGCUGCCGUAGUGGGCGGUCCACCGCCUCCGCAUCACCACCACCAUCCACACGCACAUCCGCACGCACAUGCUCCGCCAUGUAAUGUGCCACCCCAGCAACCGCCCCCGCACCGUGGAGGUCCCAUCAAUCCUGGGGUUGGCCCGGUGCACCCACCUAUUUCACCUCUUGGCCGUCGACAUGGAUGCAGCAGCGCUUUCUCCGCUCCGCCUCCACCGCCCACGGCUGCUUACGGACCACCGCCACAGCAUCCACAGCCACCUCAUCACCACCAUCCACUCCCUCCCCAAGGCCAACAAGAUCCGACAUACAUUCACGGAGAAUGUUCCCAACGUAGGAGCGGGUGGUGCAUUCAUCGUACAGGCGGUGGUUAUUAUCAGCCAGCAGGCCCACUGAUCUCGACUCACCAUCACCAUCACAGUUCCAGCAGCAGCAUUAGCAGCAAAGUUCCACCAGCAGUGCUGCCCACUCUUGAAGCAUCACCCAAUCCAACACCACCACCAUCAGCAGUAGGUCACAGUGGACCAGGAUCAGUGCAGCCAACAACCACAACUGCAAUAGUACCACCAACACCUCAGCAGCUUGUCUCAGCGGCAUCUACUAGAGGCGGCGGGGGCGGCGCUCGAAGUGGCGGUGACGAGUCGGACAGCGACGUGAUCAUUACGGCAACAUCAUGCUCUGGGGGUGGGGAAGUAGCUCCUCCACCUCCAGUACCCCAGCCCUUACCACUACAGCAGCAUCCGCAUCAGGCCGGCUAUCGAUACGCUCAGUCUUACCCCCCACCUCCCACACCAUCGACACCCCAGCAUAUUCACCAUCAGUCCUACACCUACAACUACCCUCAUACUCAGUACUACCCCUCUCCCCCUGCUUCGGCUAGCAUUCAGUACUCGGCAGUCGCCACGAAUCCUCCGUCCCUUCAACAGCAUCAUACACAUUAUCAUAAUCAAGAUCUCUGUUACUCAACUACGGCCAACUAUCCUCCUGCACCGUACUUUCACCACAAAUCUUACUCGACACCACCCCCUUCAGCCUAUCACAGGCGUUACAUUCCUCCACCUCACCAGUAUUACACCUCAGAUCUCUACUCGAGCCCAGUGUCGAACGUGAGUCAGCAGAAUUCCGGCCAGAGUCAGCAGAGCCAACAGAUGGUUGUGACCGGUUCCUCAGCAGGCUCCGCAAGCAGUUACCAGCCCCCAGGAGCACCUCCUCCACCACCUCUAGUUGGGGUGUCAAGCAAUCCUCCUCCGCCAUUGGUGGAUACAUAUCCGCCGCCUGUGUCAAUUGUUGACCCCUAUCCUCCGCCACCACCGCCUGGAUACUACACUGGGUACAGCGCAGGUCCUGGAGCAGCAGGUUGUUACACUCACUCCCCACCCACUCGGAGUCUCUUCAUUGGUUCUUUUGCAGAUGCAGCAUACCAGAGUUGCCCCUGUCCUAUGCAGUCGUGUCCAAAAAACGUCCAUACUGGGCCUCUUACUGGUGAUGGUAAGGGGCCACACAUCACUACAAAGCAACAACAGCAGCCUGUUCAAGAGUCUGGAGCUUCUUUUCAUCAGCUCCCUCUUCCACCUGUGGCACUAGCUCUGCCACUUGAGCCUCCCGGAGCCUUGGGACCGCCUAGCCCAGCUCGUGGAAGCGCCGGUAUGCCUCCACCUCCAUCGCCGGCCACCGCUUCUGCUCGAAAUCCUAGCCACACUCAAGAGGAAGCUGCUCUCCAGCAAAGAGGAUGGGUCACAGAUGCCGGAGGUACCGAGCCGCAAUCUAAGUUGGAGACAAGAAAGCAGGAGCCAACAGGUCAGGACUGUGUGGGAGAGACAAAGUUGAAUUCUACUGUGGAGGUUAUACAAGAUCUGCACAGUAUGCCAGAUCAGGAUUUUGGCAGUGGUGCAACGUCUAUAUCGAGUGACGAGGACGUAUGUAAAACAGACAUUUCAAGACAUCGGCUGUUAGCGAUAAGCAAGAUCGUGGCAAACCCAGAUGUGCUUGCGUGUAGGGCGAAAGCUAAGAAGAAUUCACCACCAGCUGUGAAUGGUGUACCUUUACUGAUGUGUAAUCUUGAGAUUCAGAAAAAAGGACAGAACUCGGCAGAAGUGGUGUUGACAAAACCAGAAAAUAUGAUGAGUGUGGAGCCAAAAAUGGUGAAUCAUAUUAUGAAGACAGAAGUGAGAAACUUAGAUAUAGAAGUGUUUGUAGAAAAUGACAACUGUCCAGGACUGACCCAGAAUGGAAAUAAAGCCAUAUUUAGAGAUGGUUCAUCACGGAAGCGGAGUAUUCAGCCUGUAGACAGUGACGCUGAAGUAUCAGUGCCAAAAAGAUGCAAGCUCUCCGUUUCAAAUGCUGACAACAGUAGACUGUCAGUUUCAAAUCAAGAAUCCCAAAAGACUAAUGGAGCAGGUGAACCACAGGACCAAAUGAAUGGCGUUCCUCUUGAAUGUCAGACCAAGUGCAGGAACAGACAAAAGUCCCAACCUCUUCAUUCUAACAUCUGCAGUUUGCACAGUACGAAACACAAUGCACGAAAACGGAAACACGAUGAUGCUAAAAAUCUGACAGAAAAUAAGGAGCCUCCGGCAAAGAAGAAAGGAGAAACCAAAGUUCAGAGGUUACAGACAAAGAUAUAUCCAUCUCGUGCAAAACAGGUUAAGAAAAUAACAACAGAAUGUGAAGCUCCAAAGAGAAUCGACGAUGUACCGGACAGUGUUGUGACAAAAAGUCGAACAAUCUUGGAACCCUUGGUGACCACGAGAAGGAACAAUAGUUCAAAUGUUGCUCCAGUGAGUAAGAAGACAUCAGGGAGUAAAAGUGUAGAGCGCAAGAAGUCAGAAAACAAGAUCAACGGCGCACUCUCUCAUCAGAAGAAACCAUUCUUGAGACAUCAGGCUGGCAAACAGCAACUCGAGUCUUCUAACUGUUUGCGCGGCGAUGUUUCAAAGGUUCAUAUUCACACACAUGGGAAGAAAGCUCACCAACGUAAGAAGUCGGAACACAUUUCUCUGUCUUUAGAGGAAACGUACACUAGUGAGAAAACAGUAAGAGUUGGCCAUAUGUUACGUAGCCGUGGUUUGCGCGACUCGUUGUCUGAUCAGUCAUCAAGUGAUACUGAGACUAUUGCUUCUAGAGGAAAGGUGUCUAGUUGUUCCUCAUUCCAGAACCCUUCACCCAUUACUGCUGUUAGGAGAACAUCCACUGGAAGCAGGAAGGAUCAGUCAAAGAAAUCUGCAUCCCUAGUUGUCCGAAACGAUGAUAUAUCGACGAUUAAAAAGCAGACACAACAGCCGCAGCAGGACACAACGGUUGCUGUUAUGACUGCUCUUUCUAGGAAGGUUGUUCCAAAGAAGUUGCUGCAGUCACCCAAGUGGUCCAAUGGCUGGAAAUUUGAAGGGGAUCCAUUUGAAAGUAAAGUAUUUGUUUCGAGCGAUGAUGAGUUGAAGCUACGGAAAUGCUACCCUCUGAUGCGACAUAAUGAGGGAGACGUGAUCCGUCCUCGUGACUGCAUCUUGCUGAAGUCAGGACCCCGAAAGACAGACCUGCCUUUUGUUGCAAAGGUUGCUUCUCUCUGGGAGAAUCCUGAUGAUGGAGAAAUGAUGGUGUCCUUGCUGUGGUACUAUCGUCCAGAACACACGGACCACGGUCGCAAGCCCGAUGAUAUGGAAGAUGAGAUUUUUGCUUCAAAGCAUAAAGACAUCAAUAGUGUUGCGUGCAUCGAGGACAAAUGCUACGUUCUUACAUUCAAUGAGUAUUGCAGGUAUCGUAAAUGUGUGCGUCGCGUGGAGGAAGGUGUGAAGGAACCUGGACUGGUAGUGCCACAACAUGACGAGUAUCCCCGAGAAAACAGACAGCCACCUGGAUGUGUUGCCCCUGAGCUGGUGUUCUUCUGCCGCCGUGUCUAUGAUUUCCGACAGCGCCGUAUCCUGAAAAAUCCUGGCUGAGAUUGAGUGGGAUACCUGGAGUAGAGCCAGUGCAUGUUUUCAGUACAUGCAGAAGUCAUGUGUCAGUUUUGGCACGUGCCAAGUGAUAUAGUAGUUGACAUCUGGGUCUUGGCAGGUGGUAGUGCUUUUAGAAAUGUCAAACUUCUACACUCUGCUUCAUAAUAAAUUCUAAUUUUUAAUGUGAAUAUAUAUUUCAGAAAUAAGUCUUUAUAAAAUGUUUCCAGCAGGAGCAGAGGUGGGGUUUCAUGUUUAAGAAUUACUAAACUUUACCAGGUGGGAGCGAGAAUGUUUGCUUCUUAUGGACGGUAACAGGCCCACAUACUAAGCGAGAGGUAGUACAGCCGAGAGCGAAAUCCAGGUUUUUACCUGACUCCAAUCAUCACUGUGUGAAAGGUGAUGUGAUCAACUUUAAUUGUUUUUAACUUUUUUUAGUUCUUCAAUAUCAUUACAGGGCUGAUUAGGAAAUGUGAUAAGCAAUUUAAUUAGAUUUAUAUUAACAGUCCUGCAUUCUUAUGUCUGCUUAUUAGUUGUCACAUUUUUUCCUUCAUUCUGUCUCCCUGAAAAGAGACUUCAUGCUAGUGGAAUGGUCACAAUCUAUAGAACUCAUAUUGCAGACUGACGUAAUGGCGGCGACUACAUGUGAGUCAAAAUAGAAAAUAAAUGUGCAUUUCUGUAGGCGUCAAGGACAUGAUGGACUUCAGAUGUCCGUAAAAUAUAUAUGUAUGUAUAUAUAUCAUCAAAGCCUUAAUGAAACAAAAUGAUGUAACGAGCAGACCAACUUUGUUGAAACUGUAAAUGGAAAAUUUAGGGACAACAAAGGGUAUCAUAAUGUAACAUUUUGUGAAAGUCUUCUAAAAGGAAUAGUGUGAUAAACAUUUUUGUGUUAACAGAAAUGCUUAUCAUCCUAGCAUUUGUACCAUAACAUGUAAAGAGAAUAGAUAUUACAUUAUUAUUAUUAUUAUUAUUAUUAUAUUAUUAUUAUUAUUAUUAACAUAGAGUCAGAAUAUAUAUAAUAUAUUUAAUUUAAAAAGUAAAAUUAAAUAUUUAUAAAAAUGGAACAAAAAAUGGUUUGUGUGGUCACUCAGGUAGGAUUUUUUUUUCAAAUGCUAUUUUAUAAAAAAAUCUUUUUUUGUUUAGAUACAAUUCUUAGAUAAUGCUUAGUGUGAGACAUACAGAACCAAGUUACACGGCUUUCCCAUUUCUUUGGAUUAGGCGUAACCUAGCUCAUGAUCGCACAAUUGCUUGGUUAGUUGUUCCUUUUAAGGUUCUCCUUCCUGUAGUCUCUGGGGAGUAGGAUCAGCGGAUCCUUUGUUCCCCAUUUCUGGUGCUAAAUUAUGACAAUUCGGUUACUCAUUCCACGAAUGAGUAAUAGAAGCCAGAGUAUUGAACUAGGAUCUAAAGGCACGUGGGUUCAGUAGCGCUUACUGAUGUCCCUGGUUCAUAUCAACAUAAGGGCAAGGAUAUUUUAUGAGGGAUUAUAUUUACUAUGAAACUAUAAUUCCCAUCCAGCGCUGUACCCUCUGUAGGGGGAAAGCUUCGUGGGGUUCUUAAGAUGAGUAUGUGGUUUAUUUAUUUUGUUUCUUUCUCAUGUUUUAAAUCUAAUAAUCUCUCGAAUUUUGAUAACUGUGGAAAAUAGCAUAGGAUGAAACUGUGAUUAUACAAUAUAAAAAUGUAGACCAAAAUCGUUUAAAGGGUCUUCCAGGCUACACUGUAAAUCAUGUUCAUUGUAGCCCUGCACCAAGUAAGUUUACAGUUGCUUAUAUCCCAAAUAUCAGAUUAUGUGAAUUUGUGACACCUGCAAUAAUACGGCCACAACCAAAGAAAAUUAAAAAUAAAUUAUGGCACUAUUUGGAAGCUGAAGUUACAUUUAACGUGAUGGUAACGAGGUCACACCUUUAUAGUUUUUAUCCUUCUGCUAGGUAUCAGUUACAUUUUAUAAGAUUCUAGCUCUUUAUUUACACUCUGUGAAACUUCAAAUUGCUUGCUUGUAAACACUUGGUUUGUUUUGUUGCAGCCCUAUUAUUUUGGGUGUACUAGUACAAUAUUUGAUUUGUUUUGUCGACGGAAUUGUAAAUACAUGCGGUAACUUUGAUUGAAUUGACUAGUACAAACUAAUUAUGAUAGACGGACCCGAGAAAAUUUAUUUGCGCAAUUAGUAAAGUAUUAAUAGGAGGGACUGUAAUUUUGGCAUACAACAAAUUUUUAUUUGUUUUGUGAUUUGGUGUCAUGGGGAGUUACUUUUCUGCAGGUUAUACAAGGACCUUGUUGGUUGAAGAGAAGUAUUUUAAACAAAGGAGAAGUAAUGAAAUUGUGGGAAUAACUUUUGUCAAAGUCACAGAUAAUGUGAAAUGAAAUACUUGGGUAUAUUGUAUGUUACUGAAAGAAAUUACCUGAAUAUAAAUGUGGAGAUUUUUAACAGGCAGUACAAUAAUUAUGUGAAUUCAGUGCUGUAUAACUGGUUUCAAAUUUUUCAGUUCAUUAUAUACUUUCUUAAUAGAGUGAAAGAAUGGAAUUAGUACAAACUUUAAGUGGAUGAUGUCACAGAAGCAAUAUUGUUAAGUUAAAAUGAUGUAAUAUUUUAUUUUUGAUGAAAGCAUUUUGGAUUUCAUUCAUAAUUUAAUGCAUGUCCAUACAAAUCUUUCAAAUUUAAAGGAAAGUUCUUUGAUGCUGUUGUAAAAGAUUAUGAACGAGUUGUGAAAAUCAAACACAGAAUAAUUACUAUAAUAUUGAUACUUCUGCAAUGAAAACAUGUAAUAGCUUUUGUGAUGAUUUUGUUGUUCAUGUUUAGCUUGAAGUUGGCAUGAACAGAAGGUUGCUUUGUCACUUCUGUUACGUCUGGAGUGAAUUAUACAUUUAAAUUAUUUUAUACUAAAUCAUAAUUAAGGAAAGUUCAGAAUUAACAUGAAGAUAUGUAUUAAGGGAAAAAUAAUAGUACUCUUAGUGAAAAUUCUUGUGUUCACGGUAUCUGUUGGCGAUGUCCGUUUAAUCAUGUUAUACGUACACACCGUGCUGUGAAUGAACUACACAAACUCCUUUGUAUUUGUACAAAAUUUGGGAGGGGGGGUUUUCUUUUUUUCUUAAUGUAAGUUGAGUGUCCAAAAGUUUGAUAAAAUAUAAUUUUUCUCCUCUGAUGUUGGAAAGUAAAAUGGUGGGGCCAAAUGGAGGGGGAUACGAUUCAAAGUCGGUAGGAAAUUUGAACAGUUUGAGUCACAUUAGUGUAUUCCUUCACUAUCCAAAUAAAUUUAACAGGAAGCCAGUGAUUAGUUGCAUAAUUUCAUAUUAAUAUAUAAUCAGAUGUUUAUCUUAUUUUAGUAGCAGCUUCCAUAAAAUUUGUAUUGUGCUUCCAUUGGACACAUCAAUCAAACCUUGUAUAAAUUUAAAUUUGUGUGUAGGAUAUAGCAGAUUCACCAAGUUUAAAAAUCAAAGUGUAAGUUGUAAUUCAUAUUUUAUGCAGAUUUCAUAGUUGGCAGACGUGUUUGGUUUCUGAGUGUGUGGUAUGAAUAUUCUAUUCUUUACAACAUUUUAAUGAAUUUUUGUUGAUAUAGUUGUUACCUUUAAUGUGUUUCAAAUGAGUUUUGGGGAUGAUGGAUAAGAAGCCUUAUAUCCAAACCAUGGGGCAUACAGUGCCUUAUCCCAAGCAGGGAUGAUUAGGAAAUGACAACAUAAAAUAUGUCUCGCCUAGGGUAUAAGUCUAGGUACUGGCAGAUACAGACCGUAAUACUAUGCUUAUGAUUAUUAUUGCUAUGUAAUUGGUAAUUUAGCACCAGCAAAAUGGGACAUAAAAAUUCUAACUGUUGAUUUUGUUAUACAUGCUGUGGAGGUUCGACUUUGCUAUGUUGCUGCUUCGUGGUGAGAGAAGUGUUGAGAGAACUUGUGAAAUAAUAUUGGUGCAGUAUUGCUAUAUAUAUUUUUAUUACCAGUUGUGGCCAUGUGUUGUCUAUCAAGUCUGUUUUUCUCCUUCAUUGUACUCAUUUUAUUGUUUGUGUGUUAACUAUUAUCAUUGAUAUCAUCCUCACUUGCUUAUUCAUUCACGCGCAGAAUGUAGAUCGUAUUCUAGUUGAGUCAUUAUUAGAAUAUUAGAUUUAAAUGCCUUCUGUAGGUGCCUUUGCAUGCCAGCAGUAUGAAAACAAAAGCACUCCAAGGGGAAAAAAAGUUCAUUGUAAAGGAGUUACAUAUGACAGUUCGUUACUUUUUUGUUUCUCCCUCCCAUGUCUGUUUUUCAUCUCUUAUGAGAAUAAAUGUGUGAUAUGUCUCUUACAA